CGGAUUUAUUGGUUCGUGUGGGCGCCAAACAAGCCGCAACAGUCACCAACAUCGCCACCACCAUGCAUCGCCCCAUCCGUCAGCGUCCAGCACGUCCAAUCGUAGACUUUAAAGCUGCCAUCGAGGAAAAUGAUGUCCCUAAGGCUGACUACUUGCAUAUUGACGCGUUCGUCGCACAAGCAAUUGCCUUCAGACGGCGAUUGCAAGAAUAUGUGGUAUUUGGAAAGGAAGACAUACAAAAGCAGGAGGAUGAUUAUGAAAAAGAGGUGAAAGCUCACGAAGUGCGGAGAGACGAGUAUGAGGCCCUAUAUGCUGAGGCGAAUAGCGACCUAAACCAGAUGAUUGAGACGCUUAAUCAAGAACGGGCGGAGGAAGAGCAGCUCCAACGAGAGGUAUCCGAAUUGCGUGAACGACGCGCAGGAGCUCGACAAGCCGCGUUGGGGGUGACUUCCGACGUUAAUGACGUGCAGGGUGCAAACGAACGUUUGCGUCAAAAGCACGAGGCUGAGCUCAAGGCCAUACAAUCACGAAAGGCCAAGAUAGAACCUGAGCUACGCAUCGUGGAAUCUUUGCUAAGUUGUUCAAUUGACAAUGUUCAACGCGACACGGUGUUAUUACGAUUCACCAACGUUGAUGAGGCGAAUCUAGCCCGAGAGUUCAGUCUUGUGUUAGAUCUUUCUCAACAGAAAUUCAAAGUUCCCACCUCAACACCACUGCUACCCUCAAUAUCUGAGCUGGUAGAAAUGCUGAAUGGUAGCAGAGACUUUCCAUCAUUCGUGAAGAAGGUGAGGUUGGCUUUCCGGGAGUACACCCGAGAGGAGCGCGGUGGAGGCAGGGGCUGAACCCUGACGAAUGUGGUAAUUCCGCUGAAGUGGGUACUUCCUCGAUUUUCGCGGCCUCUUCCUUUACGACGGUGCGAGUGGAGGUUGGCAUGCAGCCAUUGACAGAGGUGCUGGAGAAGCGCUGUGUCAAGUCACGACCCUUCGUGCUCAGCUCGUUUUGCCUUCUCGGAAGCAGGAAUCCCGGUAGUGCAGGGUUUGAAAGCAUCGAGUUGACUGGUGGCUCGGGAAUUGUUAGGAGUGGCAGAUUCUACUGCUUGUGGACAUGAUGGAUGGACUCCGAUGGUCGAUUUGUACCCUACCCUCAUCAUGUAACGACGACAAAUUUCUGGC
Molecule: messenger RNA, 1172 nt
Organism: Cantharellus anzutake
Lineage: Eukaryota; Fungi; Basidiomycota; Agaricomycetes; Cantharellales; Hydnaceae
Exons: 5
Coding region: 63-842 (259 amino acids)
Biological process (GO): chromosome segregation
Cellular component (GO): Ndc80 complex
Source: RefSeq, a predicted model, not a curated record